This is a messenger RNA of Protomyces lactucae-debilis, 2014 nucleotides long. Its product is annotated as pseudouridine synthase. NCBI's taxonomy places the organism in Eukaryota, Fungi, Ascomycota, Taphrinomycetes, Taphrinales, Protomycetaceae. Gene Ontology annotation, cellular component: box H/ACA snoRNP complex. Gene Ontology annotation, molecular function: pseudouridine synthase activity; RNA binding. The coding region runs from base 220 to 1608 and encodes 462 amino acids. The transcript has a single exon. Gene Ontology annotation, biological process: mRNA pseudouridine synthesis; snRNA pseudouridine synthesis; rRNA pseudouridine synthesis. The record is from RefSeq and is a predicted model, not a curated record.
ACGAAAGGAACACAAAAUUGACUUCCGUUGUCUGUUAUGACACCUUCUUUAGCCACGGAGCCUGCAGUACAUAUGGGGAAGAUAGAUACCUACAUACUUAUAUGUGUUGGGUGUUGUUCAGCUUGACGACUGCUACACGUGUUUCCUCUUCUCGACGACCAAAAAAGUGAAAAUUAUACUUCAGCAGGCAGCGACCUUCCAUCAGUCUGUCGCCCAGCCAUGUCCGUUGCCAAGCUGGAGGAAUUCAGCAUCAAGCCGCAGGCAUCGACACCGACACUCGACACUACCACCUGGCCGCUUCUCCUCAAGAACUAUGAAAAGCUCUUGACCCGUACGGGCCACUUCACCCCAAUCCCAUGCGGCUACUCUCCUCUCAAGCGGCCGCUCAAGGAGUAUGUCUCGUCCGGUGUCAUCAACCUCGACAAGCCCUCCAAUCCUUCUUCUCACGAGGUCGUUGCUUGGGUCAAGAAGAUUUUGCGUUGUGACAAGACUGGUCACAGUGGAACACUUGACCCGAAGGUUACAGGCUGUCUGAUUGUGUGUAUUGACCGGGCCACCCGACUCGUCAAGUCACAGCAAGGUGCAGGAAAGGAGUAUGUUGCAGUCUUGCGUCUGCACGACAAAAUUGGCUCGGAGAAGAAGCUUGCAUGGGCACUCGAGACACUCACGGGCGCUCUCUUCCAGCGCCCACCGCUCAUCUCUGCCGUCAAGCGUCAAUUGCGUAUUCGUACGAUUCACGAAUCCAAGUUGCUUGAGUUCGAUGACGAACGCAACCUCGCCGUCUUCUGGGUCAGCUGCGAGGCCGGUACCUACAUUCGAACACUCUGCGUACACUUGGGUCUACUUCUUGGCGUCGGUGCGCACAUGCAGGAGCUGCGUCGUGUCCGUUCGGGCGCCUUGGGUGAGAAUGACAAUGUCGUCUCCAUGCACGAUGUUUUGGAUGCGCAAUGGACAUACGACAACACCAAGGAUGAGUCUUAUCUGCGGCGCGUCAUCCGUCCGCUGGAGUCUCUCUUGACUGGUUACAAGCGUGUUGUUGUGAAAGACAGUGCCGUCAAUGCAGUCUGCUACGGUGCAAAACUCAUGAUUCCGGGUUUGCUGCGUUAUGAAGCUGGCAUUGAGAUGAAUGAGGAAGUGGUCCUCAUGACAACCAAAGGUGAGGCGAUCGCUCUGGGUAUUGCACAAAUGUCAACUGUUGAGUUAUCGACGUGCGACCACGGCGUCGUUGCCAAGAUCAAGCGUGUCAUCAUGGAGCGUGACCUCUAUCCUCGACGAUGGGGUCUGGGACCUCAGAGUAUGAAGAAGAAAGGACUCAAGGCAGAGGGCAAGCUCGACAAGUAUGGCCGAAUUAAUGAAAACACCCCGGCAGACUGGAAGUCAAACUAUAAAGACUACGGCGCAGAGGCUGGUGAGGCGAAUGGCGAAUUUGCAGCAGCACCGCCAGUCGCAUCUAUCGCAGCACCUGCCACGAAAACCGAGACGGAUGAAGCAAGUGACAAGAAGAUUGGCAAGAGAAAGGCAGAGAGUGAUGUGGAGGAGACGAAGGAAGAGCGCAAAGCAAGGAAGGCCGCAAAGAAGGCUAAAAAGGCUGCCAAGGAAGCCGAAUGAUUGCAUGCAAACUAUUCAGGUCGCUAUCCCUAGCUUAAAAUGAUUGAUUGAAGUACUUGUAAAUUCAGGGCGUGCCCUCUGCUGAUUCGAAUUUGGAGCUCGGCCAGUUGCAAGUCUCGCAAAUGCGAGCGCUCAUCCGUUCAUCAAGCUUGAGUUGACGCGCCGGGACGAUGUACUUUCUUAAUGCUUUGAGCACGCUCGCUGCAGCUUCAGACUAUUGGUGUGGAUGCUGAGUACUACGACUAGCGAUCACAAAGCAACUCAUGAGAACAUCAGCUGACAGUAGUGACCAAUGUAUCAGGAUUUCGUUGCAAUUGAAUGAUGCUUCAGAGUGCGGACUUCGGUUGAGCGUGUCGAGACUCCAGAUGCUAGAGGACGUGAGAGUCUGAGACUGUGCAGUCUGUGC